AUGCGAAAAAAGAGAAAAUAUCAACAACCUCAAAGUAUUCGUAAAUCCAAGCAAUGUGUUAGCGAUACAUUACUUCAAAAACGAUGUCGUAAACGUACAGCCCAUACGCCGAAAUGUUGGAUACAUUUAGCGAAACAAGAUAAUUUGCGUAUUAAACCGUCCCAAAUUACAAAUGCUGGAAAAGGUUUAUUUAGUUGGAAAAAACCCAUACCCUCGGGACGUGUAAUUUCAAAAUACACCGGACGACGUCGUACUCGUGAACAAAUUGAUCGAAAAUAUGGUGAUAAAGUUGCAAAAUAUACCAUAUGUAAUAAAAAAGGAUUAUGUAUUGAUGCAAAUCAUACAACGGAUGCCGCGGCUAGAUUUGCCAACGAUUCUAGAAAUACCCGAUUUCCCUAUAAUGGUAGGAUGGGGGGAAAUCAAAUGUUUCGUCUAAAAUCCUCACAACAUAUUCCAGCGCAUUUGGAAAUUUUUGUCGACUACGGUAGGGAAUAUUGGUUAUAA
Molecule: messenger RNA, 504 nt
Organism: Paramuricea clavata
Lineage: Eukaryota; Metazoa; Cnidaria; Anthozoa; Malacalcyonacea; Plexauridae
Source: the annotation of a GenBank genome assembly